Apus apus (common swift) is the source of this 3027-nucleotide messenger RNA. It is a transcript of the gene BIVM, whose product is annotated as basic, immunoglobulin-like variable motif containing. The transcript is spliced from 12 exons. Gene Ontology annotation, molecular function: single-stranded DNA binding; DNA endonuclease activity. The record is from RefSeq and is a predicted model, not a curated record. Gene Ontology annotation, cellular component: nucleus. NCBI's taxonomy places the organism in Eukaryota, Metazoa, Chordata, Aves, Apodiformes, Apodidae. Gene Ontology annotation, biological process: nucleotide-excision repair. The coding region runs from base 238 to 1827 and encodes 529 amino acids.
GCGGGCGGCGGGAGGUGGUGCGGUCCGGCGGCGCUGAGGCGGCGGGGGCGGCGGAGGCGCAGGAAGUGCAUAAAAAUAAAAGGGAACCCUGACGAGCUGUACAAGGGAAGCCAGUGAAACACAUUGAGGGUACCUCAUCGAUAGCUUGCAGAGGCAAUGGAGGCAAUGAUGCAAACUCUGUUGUAAUUAAAACAGGAAAACAUUCUUAGCUGUACGCAACUCUUUCAGUAUCAUUCAAUGCCGAACAUUGCAGAAGAUGAAAAGGAGAAUGGUUCUGGAAAUAAUAGAAACACUGAAAACAAACCUGGGAAAGAAUCCCCAGAAGCUUCUCUUCUUGAUCCCAUGAAGCCAUGCUGCAUGUCAGAUGUCUCCACCGUGUCCUUGGUGUCCAGGGGAGAUGGGCAUUACCCAUGGGGAUGUCCUGUGACUCAUACACGAGAGAAAUUUUAUACCAUCUGCUCAGACUAUGCUUUUUUAAACAGAGUAACAUCUAUUUGUAAAAGCCCAAGUGCUUCAGUUAGUGCCUGUCUGUCAGGCAGUGCUGCCUUAAACGUGGGAAAUAACACACCCAGCUUACUAGGCAUUCAAACUGGUGCUUCAGAGAUAAUCUACAGUGAAGAUGCUAACUUGGAAGGUUUGCCUGGCAAUCUUGGAAAGCUCCCACUGGCAUGGGAAAUCGACAAAUCGGAGUUUAAUGCCGUGACCACAAAUCUGAAGAACAAAGCAGGCAACAUGAAGAAACAAACAACAAAGAAAAAAUACCUAGACAAAAAAAGCAAGCAAUACAGGGAGUGUCCUCAGCGUUCUGCUCUUGAAGACGUGAAGGAGAGGAAAGUGUUGGACCUCCGAAGAUGGUAUUGUGUUAGCCGACCUCAAUACAAGACUUCCUGUGGAAUUUCUUCCUUAGUGUCUUGCUGGAAUUUCUUGUAUAGUACACUGGGAGCUGGAAGUUUACCUCCUAUUACUCAAGAAGAAGCUUUGCAUAUACUGGGUUUUCAGCCCCCAUUUGAGGAGAUUAGAUUUGGUCCCUUCACAGGAAAUACAACUUUAAUGAGAUGGUUUAGACAAAUAAAUGAUCACUUCCAUAUCAAGGGAUGUUCGUAUGUUCUGUAUAAACCUCAUGGGAAGAACAAGACAGCUGGAGAAACUGCUGCAGGAGCCCUUGCGAAACUAACACGUGGACUGAAAGAUGAAUCAAUGGCCUACAUCUACCAUUGCCAAAACCAUUAUUUUUGCCCAAUUGGAUUUGAAGCAACCCCAGUAAAAGCUAGUAAAGCCUAUAGGUUGCUGGAUUUGGACUCGGGAGACCUGGGUUCAGUUCCCAGUUCAACCACAGACUUCCAGUGUGACUUUAGAGGUCGUGUCUUGCAGCAAGAAGUGGAAUAUUGGAUCUUAAUUGGAGAACCAAGCAGAAAACAUCCAACAAUACACUGUAAAAGAUGGGCAGAUAUUGUCACCGACCUAAACACCCAAAAUCCAGAAUAUCUAGAUAUUCGACAUCUGGAGAGAGGAUUGCAGCAUCGAAAAACAAAGAAGGUUGGAGGAAAUCUUCAUUGCAUCAUUGCCUUUCAGAGACUUACCUGGCAAAGAUUUGGUCCUUGGAAUUUUCCAUUUGGAAAUGUUAGGCAGGAUAAACAAUCCCAAACUCAAGGACAAGGAAUUUCCAAAUCUGAGAGUGAAGACAAUAUCUCUAAGAAACAACAUGGACGACUGGGUCGAUCUUUUAGUGCUGGCUUUCAGCAGGAAUCUACAUGGAAGAAAUCUAACCUUCGUGAGAGGAGGAACAGUGGGUAUCAGAGUUAUCAUGAUUAUGAUGGAAAUGAUUAAAAUUAACUUUAGGUAAUAGAGCUGAUAUAUCAAAGUUAGUUUUAAUCAAGACAUAUUAGGGAUCUGUUAGUCCUAGAAUACCUACAAAUAGAAAUUAUGGUAUAAGAUACAGCUUCACAAUUAUUGAAAAAAAUCUGAUUAUAUGGUUGCAAUGGAUGAGAUCCAGUGUAUAAACUGACAAAAAAGCACAGAUUAUUGUACUUCUGCAGUCAAAGUAACUAUUACAGGAAAAUCAAUCACUUAUUUUGAAAUAAUUGUACUUAUGUUCUGAUCUGUGAAAACAAAAGAUCGGAUUGAACUAAGUCAAUGUAAUAAACAAGACUUCACUGAAAAUACUUAGUAUUCAAAAGCAUGAAAAUUUAUGAUAUGACUUUAUAAAAGAGUUAUUCUGCAAAUGGUGUAAGGGUAAAAGUAAACAUUGCCUUCCUUUUAACACUCCAUUUUACUAAGGCUGCCUGUGUCCAGUGAAAAGGGAAAAAAACACAUAGGUCAGAAAACCUUGUCAGAUUUACAAAGUGAAUGUAGAUUCUCCAUUUAGAUCCCAGUAGACUUCUGGCAGUCAUAGUUUGUCAAGCAGGUCUCAGUUUCCCUUUGCUUAGCUGGAUGCCUGUUUUAGACUGAGGAAUUGCCUGUCGGAGGGCACGUUCAGUGAUGGAGCUUCCUUAUUGUGGGCACAGUGGACGAUUUCUUACUCUGGAGCCUCUUGAGAGCUCAGACUCACUGAACACAAGCUAGUGAAAUUCCAUAUUAAGAAGCUGCAUUUACCAUGAGCCAAAUGAGCCAGCUGAACACUGCGUUCUGUCGGCAGGUCUCUUCCUCCUUCAGUCUUUAAACCUCUGUCAUUUUUCUGCUGCUCUUUUCAUUUUGUAUGAAGGGGGUGCAAGUGCCGAAAGCUGCUGGCAGCCCUGAUGAUAUACCUCUUGGCCAGCAAGCAGUUCAAGCUUUUUCAGGUGUCCAUGUGCAGUCUCUUCUUCCCUUCUUUUUCUUCUCCUUCCUAAUCUGAAAUGUGUCCAGUUGUUUACCCAAACACAUAUCAACCAUUGUAACUUUCUGCGUACAAAUGUUCACACCUGCUCAAGGAUUAAUUUUUUUGACAUAAAGAUUUGUCAUGGAAUGCAGGGGUUUUGUAGGUCGCUGCUUUUGUUAUCUAAAAAUGGGAGACUUUUAGACUUUUGUUCAUUCAAUAAAACUUGUUUUGUA